This is a messenger RNA of Solanum tuberosum (potato), 691 nucleotides long. Its product is annotated as ESCRT-related protein CHMP1B-like. The coding region runs from base 80 to 691 and encodes 203 amino acids. The record is from RefSeq and is a predicted model, not a curated record. Gene Ontology annotation, biological process: vacuolar transport. NCBI's taxonomy places the organism in Eukaryota, Viridiplantae, Streptophyta, Magnoliopsida, Solanales, Solanaceae. The transcript has a single exon.
AAUUGAAAAGAUGAUUGAUCGAUCAAAGGAGAAGAAUUGCCAAAAACAAUCGGAAGACUCCAUCACCAAAGCUUAGAAAAUGGGAAACGCCGAGAAACUGAUGAAUCAGAUCAUGGAGCUCAAGUUCACAUCGAAAAGCCUCCAACGCCAAGCCCAAAAAUGCGAGAAGGAUGACAAGUUUCAGAAGCUCAGGGUGAAGAAGUCCAUCGAGAAAGGUAACAUGGACAAUGCUAGAAUUUACGUCGAGAACGUCAUCCGCAAGCGCAACGAACAGAUGAACUAUCUCUGUCACUCCUCUCGCCUUGACAUCGUUGUGGCUCGCCUAGAUACUCAGGCGAAGAUGACGACGUUCAACAAGUCAAUAUCCUCGAUUGUAAAAUCACUGGAGUCUUCACUCAACACAGGGAAUCUACAGAAAAUGUCGGGGACGAUGGAUUCAUUCGAGCGUCAGUUUGUGAAUAUGGAGGUUCAAGCUGAAUUCAUGGAGAGUUCUAUGGCUGGAAGUACUUCCUUAUCGACACCAGAGGAUCAGGUCGGCAACUUGAUGCAACCAGUGGCUAAUGACUAUGGACUCGAGGUGUCUGUCGGGCUUCCACAAGUAGUCGGCCAUGCUAUAUCUUCUAAGAAUGAGGAGAAGGUCAGUGAGGAUGAUCUAUCCAGGCGUUUUGCUGAGCUGAAGGCCCGUGGGUGA